Messenger RNA from Triplophysa rosa, 4320 nucleotides. RefSeq names its product structural maintenance of chromosomes 1A, like (gene smc1al). Gene Ontology annotation, cellular component: cohesin complex; chromosome; nucleus. The coding region runs from base 273 to 3974 and encodes 1233 amino acids. Lineage: Eukaryota; Metazoa; Chordata; Actinopteri; Cypriniformes; Nemacheilidae. Gene Ontology annotation, molecular function: protein binding; ATP hydrolysis activity; DNA binding. The transcript has 26 exons. Gene Ontology annotation, biological process: sister chromatid cohesion. The record is from RefSeq and is a predicted model, not a curated record.
AGUACACGAAAUCUCGCGGUAUUUGCAGUGUUUACGGGAAGCCAUUGCGCGGGCUGCGGGGUCUGUUUUGUUUGAAAUUAGAUUCGUAAGAUCUUUAGAUGUGAUAUUACGAAGAAAGGAUUUCACAUUAAUACUCACCGUCAGGUUCAGACCGUUCAGGAGAAGUGCUGCUUUCUGUAUUUGAUGUUAACGCGCGCGCUCACUCAUCGUCGUGCAAACAGCGAGCGUCCUGGUAGCUUUGCUUUCAUUAAACUCUGAACAAAUCACUCAUCAUGGGAUAUUUAAAGUUAAUAGAGAUAGAAAACUUUAAAUCUUACAAAGGCCGACAAAUAAUCGGCCCUUUCCACAAGUUUACGGCUAUUAUCGGGCCGAACGGAUCAGGCAAGUCAAACCUCAUGGACGCCAUCAGCUUCGUCCUGGCCGAGAAGACCAGUAACCUGCGCGUGAAGACGCUGAAGGAUUUGAUUCACGGAGCUCCGGUGGGUAAACCUGCGGGCAACCGGGCGUUCGUGACUAUGGUGUACCAGCUGGACAGUGGGCAGGAUCUGUCCUUCUCUAGAAUCAUCAUAGGUUCCUCGUCGGAGUACCGCAUCAAUAAUAAAGUGGUGGGUCUGUCCGAGUACAGCGAAGAACUGGAGAAACUGGGAAUCCUUAUCAAAGCCAGAAACUUUCUGGUGUUUCAGGGUGCCGUUGAGUCCAUCGCUAUGAAGAACCCUAAAGAGAGGACGGCUCUGUUUGAGGAGAUCUCUCGCUCUGGAGAGCUGGCGCAGGAGUACGACAGAUGCAAGAAAGAGAUGGUGAAGGCCGAGGAGGACACGCAGUUUAACUACCACCGUAAGAAAAACAUUGCCGCCGAGCGAAAAGAAGCCAAACAGGAGAAAGAAGAGGCCGAGCGUUACCAGCGGCUCAAGGAUGAGGUGGUGCGCGCUAACGUUCAGUUACAGCUCUUCAAACUCUUCCACAAUGAAUCUGAGAUCGACAAACUGAACCGAGAGCUUGCCCACCGCAACAAAGAGAUCGAUAAAGACAGAAAGCGCAUGGACCGUGUGGAGGAGGAGCUGAAGGACAAGAAAAAAGAGCUGGGCAGAAUGAUGAGAGACCAGCAGACCAUUGAGAAAGAGAUCAAGGAAAAAGAUGCAGAACUCAAUCAGAAGAGGCCGCUCUACAUUAAAGCCAAAGAAAACACGGCACACAAGAUCAAAAAGCUGGAGGCCGCCCGCAAAUCUCUUCAGAACGCCCAGAAAUGCUACAAAAAGCGCAAGGCUGACAUGGAGGAGCUGGACCGCGAGCAGGGCGCUGUGGAGAUGGCUAGACAGGAGUUUGAGGAACGCAUGGAGGAGGAGGCUCAGAGUCAGGGACAAGAUCUCCAGCUGGAGGAGAACCAGGUGAAGGCAUAUCACCGUCUGAAGGAGGAGGCCAGUAAGCGAGCAGCAACACUAGCCCAAGAGCUGGAGAAAUUUAACAGAGACCAGAAAGCUGACCAGGACCGACUGGACCUGGAGGAGAGGAAGAAGAUUGAGACCGAGGCUAAAAUCAAGCAGAAGAUCAGAGAGAUUGAGGAAAACCAGAAACGCAUUGAGAAGCUGGAGGACUACAUCACCACCAGCCGACAGUCUUUGGAUGAGCAGAAAAGGAUGGAGGAGGAGCUGACAGAGGAGGUGGAACAGGCCAAACGAAGAAUCGAUGAGAUUAACACGGAGCUCAAUCAGGUGAUGGAGCAGUUGGGUGACGCUCGUAUCGACAGACAGGAAAACAGCAGACAACAGCGUAAAGCUGAGAUCCUGGAGAGCAUCAAGAGACUUUAUCCUGGAUCAGUGUAUGGCCGACUGAUUGACCUCUGCCAGCCCACGCAGAAGAAAUUCCAGAUUGCCAUCACCAAAGUUCUGGGCAAGAACAUGGACGCCAUCAUCGUGGACUCUGAGAAAACGGGUCGCGACUGCAUCCAGUACAUUAAAGAGCAGCGCGGAGAACCUGAGACCUUUCUUCCUCUGGACUAUCUGGAGGUCAGACCCACAGACGAGAAGCUGCGCGAGUUGCGCGGUGCUAAACUGGUGAUUGACGUGAUCCGUUACGAGCCGCCGCACAUUAAGAAAGCUCUGCAGUACGCCUGUGGAAAUGCUCUGGUGUGUGAGAACGUGGAGGACGCUCGCAGAAUCGCCUUCGGAGGACCGUACAGACACAAGACGGUGGCUCUGGACGGGACGUUGUUCCAGAAGUCUGGUGUGAUCUCCGGAGGUGCCAGCGAUCUGAAGGCCAAAGCUCGCCGAUGGGAUGAGAAAGCUGUGGAUAAACUGAAGGAAAGAAAGGAGAAACUCACCGACGAGCUGAAAGAGCAAAUGAAGGCCAAGAGGAAGGAGGCAGAGCUUCGUCAGGUGCAGUCUCAAGCUCACGGCCUACAGAUGAGACUGAAAUAUUCUCAGAGUGACCUGGAGCAAACAAAGACCAGACACCUGUCUCUCAACAUGCAGGAAAAGUCCAAACUGGAGAGUGAGCUUGCUAACUUUGGUCCUCGCAUCAAUGACAUUAAGAGAAUCGUCCAAUCGCGUGAGCGAGAUAUGAAGGACCUGAAGGACCGCAUGAAUGUGGUAGAGGAUGAAGUCUUUGUGGAGUUCUGUAAGGAGAUCGGCGUGCGUAACAUUCGUGAGUUUGAGGAAGAGAAGGUCAAGAGGCAAAAUGAGAUUGCAAAGAAACGCCUCGAGUUUGAGACUCAGAAGACGCGUCUGGCCAUCCAGCUGGACUAUGAGAAGAACCAGCUGAAGGAAGACCAAGAGAAGGUCAUCAUGUGGGAGCAGACAGUGAAGAAAGAUGAGAAUGAGAUCGAGAGAUUGAAGAAGGAAGAGCAGAGGAACAUGAAGAUCAUAGACGAGACCAUGGCACAGCUGCAGGAUCUCAAAAACCAACAUCUGGCCAAGAAGUCUGAGGUAAACGAUAAAAACCACGAGAUGGAGGAGAUCCGGAAGAAACUGGGAGGGGCCAACAAGGAAUUGACGCAGCUGCAGAAGGAGGUGACCGCCAUCGAGACCAAACUGGAGCAGAAACGCAGUGACAGACGCAACCUGCUGCAGGCCUGUAAGAUGCAGGACAUCAGACUGCCGCUGCGCUCGGGAACGAUGGAUGACAUCAGUCAGGAAGAGGGAAGCUCUCAGGCUGAAGAAAGUCUCAGCAGCAGUCAGAAGACCUCCAGCACUGUCCUGGCUAAAGAAGCUCUCAUCGAGAUCGACUACAGCAGUCUGUCUGAGGAUCUGAAGGACUCGCUGGCGGAGGACGAGGUGAAAGGGGAGAUGAACACCUUACAGCAGAGACUGAAUGAACAGCAGAGCAUUCUCCAGAGGAUCAGCGCUCCUAACAUGAAGGCCAUGGAGAAACUAGAGAGCGUCCGAGACAAGUUCCAGGAGACCAGCGACGAGUUCGAAGCAGCCAGGAAGAGGGCGAAGAGAGCCAAGCAGGCGUUCGAGCAGAUCAAGAAGGAGAGAUUUGACCGUUUCAAUGCCUGUUUUGAGUCUGUGGCCACCAACAUCGACGAGAUCUAUAAAGCCUUGUCACGCAACAGCAGCGCACAGGCGUUCUUAGGUCCUGAGAACCCAGAGGAACCGUAUCUGGACGGCAUCAACUAUAACUGCGUGGCUCCGGGGAAACGCUUCAGGCCUAUGGACAACCUGUCUGGAGGAGAGAAGACUGUGGCGGCACUGGCCUUGCUCUUCGCCAUUCACAGCUAUAAACCUGCUCCGUUCUUUGUGCUGGAUGAGAUUGAUGCUGCGCUCGACAACACCAACAUCGGCAAGGUGGCAAACUACAUCAAAGAUCAGUCGGUCCUGAACUUCCAGGCCAUUGUGAUCUCCCUGAAAGAAGAAUUUUACACUAAAGCCGACUCGCUGAUCGGAGUCUAUCCUGAGCAAGGAGACUGCGUUAUCAGUAAGGUCUUGACCUUUGACCUCUCCCAGUAUCCUGAUGCCAACCCCAAUCCCAACGAGUGAAGCCUUCCUCACAUUCCCAGAAACAUUUCUCAUGUUUGUUUUGCUAUGUAGUCUCUAAGGAUCACUGUAGCUUCUUAAAUUCUCUCAUUCAAUUCUUAUUAGUCUCUUAUUUACUCCUUUAUCAACUCAGAUAGAACCUAUUAUCUGCCUUUUUUUACUGUUUUAUUUGACAUCGUGUGUUUUUGUGUAUCAUCAGGCAUGUCAUUGAAACUGCAUGUGAAAUCAGACUUCUCCAGACUGUCUUUCUCUUCGUAUUGUUUCCUUUUACAGCUGAACACAUAUUAAAGAAGACAUGCAGAUGUACUCUUUUAACUGUAACCCUUUCUCUAGGAAAAUAAACUGCUUU